Molecule: messenger RNA, 6654 nt
Organism: Papaver somniferum (opium poppy)
Lineage: Eukaryota; Viridiplantae; Streptophyta; Magnoliopsida; Ranunculales; Papaveraceae
Product: pleiotropic drug resistance protein 2-like
Exons: 25
Coding region: 2160-6533 (1457 amino acids)
Cellular component (GO): membrane
Molecular function (GO): ATP hydrolysis activity; ATP binding; ABC-type transporter activity
Source: RefSeq, a predicted model, not a curated record
UCAUCUUAAGAUAGACGACUGUGGAAGCAUCCCAUUAUCUUUAGUUUAUUUGGAUGCACAUCCCGAAAUGACUUUAUAAUUUUUAGAAAUUAAAAAGCAAGAAAUUAGUUUGAAUGUAAAAUUUCAGAAUGACUUUUACAAGCAGAAAAAUGAACGUUUUUGCUUCCAACUUCUUCUUUGGGAGAAACAGAAGCAUUUAUGGUAUCAAAACCGUAAGAACCGUGGGUGUUUCGAAUCUUUGGAUUGCAUUCUGAGAAUUUUUUCUUGGAAAAAAAAAAGUGCAAGUUAGGUGUAGCAAUACAAAUCGACUUUUUUGCUUAUAACUUCGACUUCUUUUGCUUGUUUGAAUUCGCGUCGAGGCAGAAUUCCCGUCAAUGUGGCUUAGUCGAAUUGAACCCUAAAACAUUCGGUGUAGAAAUCUCAACUAUUGCCUACCACCUCCACAUCUCUGAUUCCAGCACUUAAGCUUACUAAGGGGGUGGAAUUCUGAAGAACCGACAGAAUAUAUACCCGGCCCAACACAAUUGUAGAAAAGAAGUUCAAUUUGCGUCUGCAUCCGGAGAGUAUUAUUGACUGUUGUUCUUGAUGUCGGAAAACCAUCGUUUCCAACAUUUCGUGAGAGCUUUCUAGGAAAGAAGAUUGGGAGAGCAGCUCCUUCUGCAGAACCAAGUUCAGCACUGUUAUGGCAAAUGCAGACAUUCCUGAAUAACAACAAGAUACGGUCGUGCUCACUGCUCAACGAAUUGGACUUUGUAGGACAGAGCACAUGGUUGAAGGUUGUUAGACAAAUUAUAAUGGUGGGAAUGUUGGAACAUAGAAAAGUGGCAUCGGGCUUGCUUUUGCCCUACCAACGAUUUGACUUUGAAAGAAUCUUCCAUGCAUUGGAUGGUCUUACUGUGACAAUCCGAUUGUUAGACCCAGCGCUCCAUGGAUUUCUCCCUAAAGGAGAUAGAUGUCGACACUGGUGUGACCCACGAUAAAGCUAUCUCAAGCCUACGCGUGGUUUACGUGAUGAAUUUGCAACCAACAUUUGGGAUAUGGAUGACAUAAACCUGUUAACCACUAUUGAUGCUGUUGGAGGCCUACCACCAAACCCACGAGUCCGCGUAAAGGGAACCUUAUUAGCUGUAGCUGCAAGUGAUAAUACAGUAAAAUUAUUGGCGACGACAGAUGGACUUUGUUUGAUGCACACAUUUGGAAAUUGUUCUUUUGAUACGUCACGAGUUGCAUCUGAGACUUUAACCAAGGUUCAAGUCUUUGUAAUACCACAAUCGAAUCAUCGAAGACCAUGCGUCAAAAGACGAUACAGGUCGCCAGCUAUCACCCUAAAAGAAAUGGAGGAAGCAACCAACAAGUUCAGACAGAGCGGACAAUUAAGUUGUCCAAGAUGGGAUGACUAUGCUGCCACAUUAGGCAAAAGACGUUACAAAUGAUCUGUUACAAAUGAAAAAGGCAAAGUUAAAACAGAACAUAGCCUAGGAGCUUCAUUCCAGUCUGUCUGUGUACAUGGCAGGCAGGAAUUUCAUGGCUACUGUUGGAAUGCAUUCCAACUCUUGAGGUUGACAUUGCCGUAUAAGUUGUUUGAUGUAUCUUAAUCUUUUUUUUAUUUUGUUUUGUAUAUCAGCUAAUCAAUAUAAGUAUUGAAUGUUGUAAAAAACCACCCACCAUAUUCUUUUUUAGGUCACAUUUAAUUAGAAGAAGUUUAUCACGCCUGGUCGAGGCUGGCCGGCGCCCUUAGGUGAAGUGGCGGAGAAGAUAGGGUAUGUAUGGACCCUGCUAUUUUGGAUUUAAUGAGCAAGAUAUGUAGAAGAUAAGUAUUUAGGUGGAGGCAGGCCCGUACUCAUAAAUGCAUGACACACUAAUGAUAGGUCAGUCACAUUUGACUAAAAUGAGCAGCGGUGCCAUUAUUGAUUGAAAAGAAGAAAAGCAAAAAAAAAAAAAAAAAAAAAGUCGUUAUUCCAACGGUUACCAUCUAACUAAUUUAAUUAACACUUUGGAGUUGAAGGUGUUUCGUUUUCAUCCUCUUGGAUUGAAAGGUUGCAAACAUGAUCCAGGACUGCCACUAGCUGCGUAAAAAAGCUUGAAGACUUCUGCGGGUGUUGUAAUGAGAUUUUUCUGAAUUUCAAGUUGUUCUUUUGGAACUGGAAGAUAUUUUUAGCAUGGCGAAUGUAGGAGGAGCCUUAGGUGGUGGUGGAGGAGAAAAUUUAGCAAGAGCAAUGAGUAGAAGAUCAUCAUUAGGAGGAAGUAAAAAAAGUUGGGCAUCGUCAAGUGUAAGAGAAGUUUUUACUACAGCACCAAAUUCUGACGGAUUUCAUAGUAGUACAAGGCGUGUAGAAGAUGAAGAAGAAUUGGUAUGGGCAGCAAUUGAAAGGUUACCGACUUAUGAUAGAGUUAGAAAAUCAGUUAUUUCUCAGGUUACGGGGAGCGGAAGAAGGCGGCAUAAUGAAGUUGAUGUUGCGAAGUUGGGGUUGCAAGACAAGAAACAGUUGAUGGAUAGUAUACUUAAAGUUGUUGAAGAAGAUAAUGAAAAGUUUCUUCACAGACUUAGAUAUCGUAUCGACAGGGUUGGAAUUCAAAUUCCUAAAAUUGAAGUUCGGUUUGAGAAUUUGUCAGUAGAGGGGGAUGCAUUUGUUGCAAGCAGAGCACUCCCGACUUUGUUCAAUGCUUCGCUGAACGCCAUUGAAACCAUUCUUGGUUUUGUUCGAUGUUCACCGUCUAAGAAAAGAGUUAACAAGAUACUUCGUGAAUUGAGUGGAGUAGUAAAACCUUCAAGGUUGACAUUGCUACUUGGACCUCCAGCAUCAGGGAAAACAACAUUUUUGCAAGCACUUGCAGGGGAGCUUGAUAGAAGUUUACGGGAAACUGGAAAAAUUACUUAUUGCGGCCACGAAUUCUCAGAAUUCAUCCCUCAGAGAACCUCUGCAUUCAUUAGCCAGCAUGAUCUUCACUAUGCACAGAUGACAGUCAGGGAAACGUUGGAUUUUUCCGGACGCUGCUUAGGAGUUGGAACCAGAUAUGACAUGUUGACAGAGUUGUCAAGACGAGAAAAGCAGGAAGGAAUAAAGCCAGAUCCUGAGAUCGACACAUACAUGAAAGCGACAGCCGUAGAAGGACAAGACAGCAGUUUCAUUACAGAUUAUGCUCUUAAGAUACUUGGGUUGGAUAUUUGUGCUGACAUUAUGGUGGGAGGUGCAAUGCAAAGGGGUAUCUCUGGAGGUCAGAAGAAGCGUGUGACAACCGGAGAGAUGUUGGUUGGUCCAGCAAAAGCUCUUUUCAUGGAUGAAAUAUCAACCGGGCUAGACAGUUCGACUACGUUUCAGAUUAUUAAGUUCAUGAGACAAAUGGUUCAUGUCAUGGACAUGACUAUGGUCAUAUCUCUUUUGCAACCGGAUCCUGAAACAUUUGGGCUCUUUGAUGAUAUUAUUCUACUUUCCGAGGGUGAGAUUGUUUACCAAGGUCCCCGCGAAGAUGUUCUUGAAUUCUUCGAAUGCAUGGGAUUCACAUGCCCUGAAAGGAAAGGCGUUGCUGACUUUCUGCAAGAGGUAACUUCAAAGAAAGACCAAGAACAGUAUUGGUGCAAUAGAGAAGAAACUUACAGAUACAUCUCAGUAUCGGAAUUUGCGCAGUGCUUUAAAAAUUUCCACAUUGGACAACAACUUUCAGCGGAACUCAAAAUUCCAUAUGACAAAUUUAGAGCCCAUCCUGCUGCAUUAGUGGAUUCAAAGUAUGGCAUCUCCAACAAGGAACUCUUUAAGGCAUGCUUCUCGAGGGAAUGGUUGUUGAUGAAACGCAACUCUUUCUUAUAUGUUUUUAAAAUCAGCCAGAUAACAUUUAUGUCAAUUAUUACGUUUACGGUGUUCUUUAGAACAGAAAUGAAAGUGGGUACAAUAGAAGGUGGAGGAAAGUUUCUUGGAGCAUUAUUUUUCAGCCUGAUUCAAGUUAUGUUCAAUGGGGUAGUGGAGCUCAGUACGACUGUCUUUGCACUGCCUGUGUUCUAUAAGCAGAGAGAUUUGCUGUUCUUCCCUGCAUGGGCUUAUGCUUUACCAAUUUGGAUCCUCAGGAUUCCAAUCUCUUUGAUGGAGUCAGGUUUAUGGAUCAUUCUUACUUAUUACACGAUUGGGUUUGCUCCUGCAGCCAGUAGGUUUUUCCGACAGUUCUUGGCAUUUUUUGGUGUGCAUCAGAUGGCUUUAGCUCUUUUUCGCUUCAUAGCAGCACUUGGAAGAACAGUGGCUGUUGCGGACACUCUGGGCACCUUAUCAAUCUUAUUUGUUUUUGUACUUGGAGGAUAUAUUGUUGCCAAAGAUGAUCUUCCCUCAUGGAUGAGUUGGGCAGUCUAUGCUUCUCCUAUGAUGUAUGGUCAAAAUGCCAUUACCAUAAACGAAUUCCUUGAUGAAAGAUGGGACAAGCCUCUACCUAUUGUUGAUUCCCUCACUGGUCAAUCCACAGUUGGAAAGGCCCUUCUCAAAUCCAGAGGCUUGUUUCUGACUAACAAUUGGUUUUGGAUUUGUAUUGGUGCACUCUUUGCAUUUUCGGUUUUCUUCAACUUUCUUUUCAUUCUUGCACUAACCUAUUUAAGCCCUUCUGGCGACUCUAAGGCUUUGAAUACGCAUGAGGAUGACGAUGAUAAGAAGAAACCAAAGGAUGUCACAUUGCAAGAUAUUACGGGUUCAACUGGUUCAGAAAAAAGAAGAGGAAUGGUGCUACCUUUUCAGCCCCUUUCACUUGCAUUCAACCAUGUCAAUUAUUAUGUCGAUAUGCCUGCUGAAGUGAAGAGCCAAGGAAUUGACGAAACCCGUCUCCAGUUGUUAAGAGAUGUUAGUGGGGCUUUCAGACCUGGUAUACUGACAGCAUUAGUUGGUCUUAGUGGAGCUGGAAAAACUACCUUGAUGGAUGUUCUGGCAGGAAGGAAAACCGGAGGGUACAUUGAAGGAACAAUAAACAUAUCCGGGUACCCGAAGAACCAAGCAACAUUUGCUCGAGUUAGUGGUUACUGCGAACAGAAUGAUAUCCAUUCACCGCAUGUUACAGUUUAUGAAUCUUUAUUGUACUCAGCCUGGCUUCGUCUAUCUGCUGAUGUAAAGAAAGAAACACGAAAGAUGUUUGUUGAUGAGGUUAUGGAUUUGGUUGAGCUUCAUCCAUUGAGCAAUUCUCUGGUUGGUAUGCCUGGAGUAGAUGGUCUUUCAACUGAACAGAGAAAGAGACUCACCAUAGCCGUAGAAUUGGUUGCCAAUCCAUCAAUCAUUUUCAUGGAUGAGCCAACGUCAGGUCUUGAUGCAAGGGCUGCUGCAAUUGUCAUGCGCACAGUGAGAAACACAGUAGAUACAGGGAGAACUGUUGUCUGCACAAUCCAUCAACCUAGUAUUGACAUUUUCGAAGCUUUUGACGAGCUUUUAUUGAUGAAGAUAGGUGGGCAAGUCAUUUAUGCUGGAUCACUCGGCACUCGUUCACACAAGCUUGUAGAAUAUUUUGAAGCGAUCCAAGGAGUUCCAAAAAUUACGGAUGGAUACAAUCCUGCUACAUGGAUGCUCGAAGUUAGUUCUGCUUCUAUGGAAGCUCAGCUUGAUGUAGAUUUUGCAGAAAUUUAUGCCAAUUCCAGCCUUUAUAAGGAAAAUCAAGAACUCAUCAAACGGCUAAGCACUCCUGCGCCAGGUUCCCAAGACCUUCACUUCCCGACGGAGUAUUCUCAGGACUAUAUCACUCAAUGCAAAGUGUGCUUCUGGAAACAACAUUGGUCAUAUUGGAGGAACCCAAAAUAUAAUGCAAGCCGAUUGCUCACAACAUUGGUGAAUGGUGUUCUGUUUGGUAUCAUCUUUUGGCGCAAAGGAGACAAAACGUCCAAACAACAAGAUCUGCAAAAUCUUCUUGGAGCUAUGUAUGCUGCUUGUCUAUUCAUUGGUGCGGGUAACGCAAAUAGUGUUCAGUCUAUUGUGUCAGUUGAGAGAACAGUUUUCUAUCGUGAAAGAGCUGCGGGGAUGUACGCACCAUUGCCCUACGCAUUUGCACAGGUGGCUAUUGAAGUGAUCUAUGUUUUCAUCCAAAGCUUCAUUUACUGUCUUUUGCUCUUCGCAAUGAUUGGAUUUCCGUUCACGGCAGUCAAGUUCUUUUACUUCUUAUACUUCAUGUUCAUGUGCUUCAUCUACUUCACAAUGUAUGGCAUGAUGUGCGUAGUCAUGACUCCCGCUCCUGAGAUUGCUGCUGUUGCUAUGUCCUUUUUCUUAGGUUUCUGGAAUCUGUUCUCCGGUUUCCUGGUUCCAGUGACGCAAAUUCCAAUAUGGUGGAGGUGGUACUACUGGGCGUCACCUCUAUCUUGGACUCUCUACGGUCUAGUGACAUCUCAGGUCGGCGACAGGACCAACGAGUUGCAGAUUCCAGGGAUGUUAGUCAAUCCAACAGUGCAAAGUUACUUGAAGGAUAAUCUGGGUUUUGAAUAUGACUUCCUUAAAUGGGUUGUCUUGGCUCACAUCGGCUUCGUCCUCGCCUUCUUCUUUGUUUUCGCUUAUGGAAUCAAGUACCUCAACUUCCAGAGAAGAUAACCAAAUUCUAUAUCAAGUUAUUAAGUUGACAGGAUUUUGAUUUGUAAAUUAUUUUUUCUGAUUUUGCAACUGAAAUGCUAGCUAUUGUAAAUCUUCAUCACACUAAACAAAUUCAGGUCCA